AUUCAUUUUACAACACUGUGUGUUUGUGUGUGCGUGUGUGUGCGUGCGUGUGCGCUCUGGUAAUUAUCACAUUGUGGGGACAUCGGUCUGUUUACACAGUCACGGUGUGGGGACCGCUGACAGUCUGGGGACCAAAAUUGAGGUCCCCUUGUUCUGAAGGUGCCUAUGUGAUUUUUAGCCUUGGCCCAAAAAACACAUUUUUCUGUAUUUUUUUUGUGUGAGUGUGAGAGAAGCUGCUCUCCCUAAAGGCCUGCGCUGGUAAUUGCACCUUCCACUUCACACACACGCAUCUUCCAAAUAUGGUUAGGACCGCCCACUUCCUGGUCCCCAUUAGUAAGGUUUUAAGGAGCAAAUGAAAUGUUCAGUGUUUUAUUGGAAAUGUUGCUUUUGCAGCUGCACAAGCAUAACAAUAAUAAGAAGAAGGUGGGUUUGCACUUUAUGUGAAUGACAGAUGCAGCAAUAAAAUUACUCAAGCGCAUUUGAAGGUAAUUUGUCAUUCUACAUAACAGAGUUGCACAACAAGACAUACAGUAGUUGAGUGUGGAGGGGAAGUUGUAGAAAAAACUAUUUAAUAGUGUUUAAUAAAAGAGGCUCUGUACCUGAGAUAUCAUUUUGCAAUAAAAUAUGAUGGGGUAUAUGUGCAACUCUGACUUGGUGAAAGGCUUUUACUUUGAAAUCACACAGGAAGCCGGCUGUACGUUUGACAGCAGCUUAACAGUAAACGACCUCUCUCGCUUCGUGCACAAGUUCACACAGCUCAGAAUCAAGAUUGGAGACAAUUGUGUUUGCAUUGAUGCCUCAAGAGAAGACAAUUCAUUGGGGCGACUAGUUAAUGAUCAGCACAAAGGCCCGAACUGCAGGAUGAAAAAGAUCGAUGUAGAUGGAAAGCCGCACUUGUGUCUUUUCGCCAUCAAAGACAUUAAUGAAGGCGAGGAAAUUACCUAUGACUACGGAGGGGAUGACUGCCCCUGGAGAAUUCAAGCAAGCACACAUGCUGAACAUGAGCCUUUUGUGGAUGGUGCCCAUGCUGACGUCCCUUCAGGACCACAGGUGGAUGAUGACGCCCAUGACAUCACUUCUAAUGAACAUUCUAAUGAACAGAUUGUGACAAACGUCGGAAAUGAAGAUGGGACUUUUGUCCCAAAACUUAGACGGACAAAAAGUAUCAUAACACAGUUCUUUGUCAUGAUGAGACAGAUGACACGGAUGAGACCAGAGAAGGACACUAUUCAUCUCAAGUCUUUGGCAGAAGAGACUCUUCCACCUACGGAGGAAAAUGACAUCCCACCACUACACAAGAGACACAAACUAUCAUCAGCAGAGGAUGACAGCGUUGGAGCUGUGACACCUGUUGAAGGGUCGAGGAAUAAAGUCCCAUCAACAAGCAAGAGAAGCAAGCCACCAUCAGGAAAGGAUGACAGACUCAGAGCUGUGACGUCUGUCAAAGUGGACCACACAACAUCGUCCAGGUGAGAAAUGGAUGGCUUGCCCGACUCCUCCUACACUCUCUCUCUCUCUCUCUCUCUCUCUCUCAAUUUUUAGUUAAUCAAAUGCUAUAAUUUGUGGUUUGACCUUAACAUAGUUAUAUCAAACGUAAAUUGCAAAAGAUGCAUGAUUUAUUAUUAUUAUUAUUACUGGUAUUAUUACAAUAAUAUUGAUAAUAAAUGUGAUACUAAUAAUUCCAGCAUGGUCCCCACAAAGAAGUAUGAUAGUGUGAAAGAUGCAAAUGAUAUGCAAAUUUGGUCCCCCAUUAACACGGUGACUAGAUUUUUCAGAGGUCCCCAAAAAGGAUGGGGAAAACAUUUCAAUGGAAAUUUAUAGAUUUUAAGGCAUGUAUGAGCUAACUACACACUGAUGAGUGAGCUGGAUUUUUUUCACACCUUUACGACCUCUAGAAAGGGUGGUCCCCACAGGUGAUGAUUAAAAAGUUGGUCCCCAGGAACCAUAUAAACCCGUGUGUGUGUGAAUGAAUAAAUACAAACACAUUCUAAUUCUACUCAAGGCAUAAGCAGGAAAUAAUCAUGUGCGGUCGAAACUACACUUUUUAAAAAAAGUCAUUAGAAACUGUCUGUCUCCAUUCACUUUGAAUUGGGGAAGACUGAGUGUAAUUGACUGAAAUCUUUCCAGGUAAAACGAUGUGGUAACUAAAUACAACAGUGUCCAAGUUUACUAAAGGUUUUACAUACAUUUAUUGCUCUGUCGAAAAAAAAUCUUAAUUUUCUUCACAGGCCAUAAUUGAUCUUGUUGUAAAAACCAGCUCUUAGUGGCGGCAGAUUGCACUUCCACUGUUCACAGGCCUGAAUCUCUGCAGCGUGUCACAGGUGACAUGAGGCGUGACACUGCCUUUCACCCUAUGGCAGCUGGGAUUGGCUCCAGCCGUGUGGAGUGUUACGUCCCUGGCCUCGGUAACCAGGGGUUAGAAGAGGAAGAAAAUGAACAGGAACCCAAGUCAACGAAUUACUAGUGAAUAAAUAUAAUGAAUCAACAUAAAUGUUACAUUCAUUAUAAAGCCAACUGUGGUGGGAACUGUUUUACAGAUUCUUCAAACUAAAUAAUCUCAAAAAUGUUUGCAUGUGUAGCAUAAAGGAAGUUCUAACUGCAGUGUGUGCACCCCCUGUCUCCAUGUGGAACCAGCAUAAUUCUAUGCUUAAAUCUUUAAUUUUAAUUUAUAAGGGCAGCCCAUGGCCAAGAGGAAAGAAUUGAGCUUAUAACCAGAAGGUUGCAGGUUCAAAUCCUGGGACAGGUCAAGGGCUGGAGCUCUCCCUGUGCCUGGCUUAUGUGUUUAUUACUGUAAAAGGGUGGGUUAAAUGCAGAGGUAAAUUCACUAUCACUAAUUGGCGGGUAUGUGCAAAAUAAUUAUAAUUCUACUUCUGAAUAUGUUUGUCACUGUAUCUUACUAUUGGCCUUUGGUCCAUAGAGUAAGUCAGUGAUCCAAUGCUGCCUUGGCCGGUAAGUUUAAAUGUAUAUUUUUGUGACUUAGGUUUAUCAUAAACCUAAGUCACAAAAAUAUGAAAAAUGUCAUAAAUCGUUUAUGACAUUUUUCAUUCAGAUUUCAAAGUGAUGCAGACUUAUCAAAGGAGGCGGCAGUACACCAGCAGACUCUCUUAAAAUAAGCCACAUAUUAGUGUGUCCAGAAAAAAAGACAAUUAAAGAUAUUAAAGAAAUCAAGAUAUAUUUAGAUAUUUUAAUAGUGUUGAGCAUAAGUUAAUUGGUUUUUAUUUUGGAGAUAAAGAUUUUGUCAUUAAAAUUC
Messenger RNA from Solea senegalensis (Senegalese sole), 3250 nucleotides. RefSeq lists its product as uncharacterized. The record is from RefSeq and is a predicted model, not a curated record. The transcript has 8 exons. Bases 625 to 1473 code for a protein of 282 amino acids. Gene Ontology annotation, molecular function: protein binding. Lineage: Eukaryota; Metazoa; Chordata; Actinopteri; Pleuronectiformes; Soleidae.